UGUUGUCAGGCUUUGUAUUGCUUUGUAAAUGCAUUGCAUUUUUGCCAUUCAUUUCUAAUUUGGCCAAAAACUGAGCGACAAAUGAAAUGACGAAAUAUUGAGAAACCCUUUCAAACGCCAAACCGAUUGUCACCUAAUAUUGGGUCACAUUUUGGGCCACAAAUACUCACACAUUGUCUCCAAUAAACACAUCAUUUGUUUUCUGUUUCAAUUGGUCUCUCAUUUGGACAAUCAGUCGAUUGAUUGUAUCGUCCGAUCGGUGGACCCAUUAGUGGCGAUCAGAUGGACGAUAUGGUGAGACGCGGUGUCAGCGGCGAUGACGACCAGAUCGCGUGCGGUUACGCCACCGACGACAGCACCGCCGGCACCAGCAGUAGUGGCGACAGUAAUGACAGUCUGGGACUCAAUAUCAUACAAAACCUGGACUUGAUUUAUAUGAACCAAUUGGAGGACAACACGAGUCAGUCGUACACCGAUUCAGUCGACGAGAGACGCCAGUGUUGGCUGUGUUUAGGUCAGGACGAGGUGUCGUCACGGCGUCCGUCAACCUCUUCCCUGUCGUCGGAUGUGUUGCGUUCGUGCGACCAAUGGUUGAGUCCGUGUCGAUGCAAAGGUACGGCCAAAUGGAUUCACAACGAGUGUCUUCAGCUGUGGAUCGACGAGAAGCAAAAGUUGGACACAUCGGUGGCCGUCAAGUGUUCCCAAUGUAACACACAAUACGUACUCGUCUUUCCCCCAAACGUGUCGACGUAUGCGAUGGUGUUGUGUAUUGCGGGCGCCGUAUAUAUGAGUGCAUUUAGUUAUGGUGUUCUCACAUGUCUUCAGAUAAUGGGGGCUGAGAAGACAUCGGAACUGAUCGAGUCGUCGAAUAAGUCGGUGUCACUGAUAGGUCUGCCAUCGAUUCCGUUCAUUCUGUGCGCCGGAAAACUGAUAAAUUGGGAAAAUAUGGUUCUCCGGCUGUGGCGAAGGCAUUACCGCAAAAUCCCGUUGAUAUCGUUCUUCACGGGCCGACCCGCCGAAGGGUUCAACAGAGAGAAUAUGGAACGCAAUCUUCUGGGUCUGGAGAACGCGGUGCAGAUCGAGCGCAACAACGGUGUCAUCAAUCAUAUCGAGAUCAACGUCUCGGGCACUUCCAUCUGCCGCGCCUUUUGCGGCGCUUUACUGCUGCCCACGUUUGCCAAACUCGUCGGACAAUGUCUUUACGAUAGCAUCGAUUCCAAUAUCCAUAAGACUCUUUUGGGCGGCAUAACGUUCAUCGCUGUGAAGGGAGGGCUCAAAAUAUAUUUACGUCAACAGCAGUUCAUUAGACAAACGAAACGCAAAAUUCUUAACUAUAGAGAGUUUGCGGGAAGAGAUGCUCGCAAUUGAAUCACAAAUAUAUAUAUCAAUCAAUCAAAUCCGCCUCUGAAUUGUUUCUGAUAUUUAUUUCAUUGAUUUUUCUUACAAAACAUGUAUUUAUUUUUAUUCUCUCUAUAAAUUGGUUAAAUAGUUAUCAAUACUAACAGUAUAUCAAUAGCUAUAAUACCGUACAAAUUGAUUAAGUUUUUAAUGAUAACAAAUG
Molecule: messenger RNA, 1561 nt
Organism: Medioppia subpectinata
Lineage: Eukaryota; Metazoa; Arthropoda; Arachnida; Sarcoptiformes; Oppiidae
Source: the annotation of a GenBank genome assembly